Messenger RNA from Diaporthe batatas, 2333 nucleotides. RefSeq lists its product as uncharacterized. The coding region runs from base 144 to 2333 and encodes 729 amino acids. Gene Ontology annotation, biological process: DNA-templated transcription; regulation of DNA-templated transcription. The record is from RefSeq and is a predicted model, not a curated record. The transcript is spliced from 9 exons. Gene Ontology annotation, molecular function: zinc ion binding; DNA binding; DNA-binding transcription factor activity, RNA polymerase II-specific. NCBI's taxonomy places the organism in Eukaryota, Fungi, Ascomycota, Sordariomycetes, Diaporthales, Diaporthaceae.
ACGGAUACCUCGGUCGACAACAACGGGCAUUGUCACGUCCAGCGCGGUGAUCCCAAAGCCAGUCUGGUCUCACGGAAUUCACAAACCUCACGCUCUCCUGAACUGGCCGGAAUCUGGAAUUUGUUGUGUUUGCUGUUGUUGUUAUGGAGACGUCGACUGCGAAAAGGACGGCAAAACGAUCAUCCAACGCAUGCUCUCGUUGCCGCAAGCAAAAGAUCAAGUGCUCGGGGCUGCAGCCUUGUGAGGGGUGCAGGAAACGCAAGGUCCCCUGCAAUUUCGACGACAGCGAAACCAAGGUCGUCGUGUCCAGAGCGUACCUCCUGGACCUACAACGGAGAAGUGGACGCCUAGAGCUGCACCACCCACCCUCGCCGCCCCCAGCUGAAGGCUGUCUGCCUCCUGCACCACCACCACGUCCCGCCGCCGAGGGCAGCGUGUCGGCCCUGUCAGUAUCAGCUCAAGGCGAUGAUGGCAUCUACGAAGAUGGCAACUCCCACAUCAAUAUGGACCAUGCCGUCCACAGCGGCUCGUCUGAGGACCAGGGGUUGAACCAGGCGGGCAUCACAAAUGCGCUCGCUGCUUCACCGUCGACCUUCAUGUCGACAUCAGACGGAAGAACCUUCUACCUCGGCACAACAUCAAACUGGUCCUUCUCCAGCAAACUGUUGCAGAUGGUCUACGAGUAUCUGCACCAAGCCCCGUUGCCACCCUCUAUGGUGCUCUUUGAUGGUAGCGCCUACGAUCUGGGUUGGAAUAACAGGGACGGCUUGUUGGACACCAGCUCCCCAUCGGAUUCGGUCAAGGACCAACCGUCCAUGGCCGUGCCGAGUCUCGACUAUUCUGAAUAUCUCAUCAAUGCGGUCAAAUUCCACUGCGGGCAGAUUUUCCACCUCUUUGACGACAACGAUUUCCACCAGCGUCUUCAUCAAUUCUAUGCCGAGCCCGACCGCCAUGUCGCACGGGAGAACGCCGGUCUGUGGUACAUACAUUUUCUCCUUAUCCUGGCCUUCGGGAAGAUAUUCGUCAUGAAAAAGCCAUCGGGAAAACGCCCAUGCGGGGCAGAGUUCUUCCUUAAGGCCAUGCAGAUUCUCCCGCCUCCACACAUUCUCCAUCACGACCCCGUUGUCGCGACCGAGAUGCUUUGCUGCAUAGCACUUUAUCUACAGUCUGUCGAUCACCGUAACGCCGCGCAUUUGUUUAUCGGCCAAGCUAUGCGGACCGCUCUUUCCUACGGGAUGCACACAGAUAUGCCAGUUGUCCACCUUGGGGAGCCGCAUGUACAAAGGUGUCGAAGGAUCUGGUGGACAGUCUACAUAUUAGAUCGCCAAAUGACGAGUCUGAUGGGCCUGCCACAAUCUAUCCAAGACGGCGAUGUACACUGUCGCCUUCCCGUAUAUCAAGGCUCUCCCCAGCGGACGGCUUCCCUUGACCUUCAUAUCAAGCUAGCGCGCUUGAUUGCCGAGGUCAACAACACUGUCUACGGCGCAAAUGGCAAGCCCAACAAGAAUUUCUUGCUCAGCACCAAGGCGGCCCUGGGGCAUAUAGCAGUUCUGGCGAGCGAGCUCACCAAGACCCUACCAUUGAGACUGGAUCAAUCUGUCGACGGGGUGUCUAGAAUGUCGGCCUCGCUUCAUCUUCUUUAUCACCAGUGUAUCGUGCUGGCAACACGGCCCCUAGUCUUCUGCUGCCUGAAAAUAAGGCUUGAAUCGCCCGCGGGUUCCAAGCCCUCCACACCAGAUCGGUUUGGCACUGUUAUUCAAAUGUGUUUGGAAGCUGCCCAGCAAAUAAUCACAAUCCUCGAGAGCCUGCAGGCUCAAGGCCUACUCGAGACAUUCCUCUCGCUGGACCUCGACCCUCUCUACGUGUCGUCGACAGUCCUCCUCGUCGCAGCAGCUGUCGACAAGGGCCUAUUGGUAGACCGUGACUCUUGGGUGCGACGAUCACUUGCACUGCUCGAGGACAUCGAAUCAAGCGGCAACCUGAUUGCCAGCUGGCGCAAGUCAGAAUUCCAACGACUUGAUGAGAUGCUGAAUGAGAUCUCUGAUGAAACCCGGAUCAAGCCCCCAAGUUCGUCAGUGGGAUCUGCUCCCUCCGAGAAUCUUGGAGGCACUUCGUUUCAGGGCAACUCAUUUCAGUCAGAGCCGGCCAAUAUUCCUCUGAACAACCCAGGCUAUAUGCACUUACCACAGCCCGGGCCGUUUGAUAUGCCUAACACCACCAUCGGAGGUGGUGAUGACUUAUGGGCGGAGCAUAUAUUGGCCAUUGCUAGUUCUAUCCAGGACGAGGAUGUUGAAUGGAUAGACCGCGCAAUAGUGGACAAUAGUAUAUGGUAA